Messenger RNA from Xenopus laevis (African clawed frog), 1248 nucleotides. It is a transcript of the gene srp14.S, whose product is annotated as signal recognition particle 14kDa S homeolog. The record is from RefSeq and is marked provisional. Gene Ontology annotation, cellular component: cytoplasm; signal recognition particle; signal recognition particle, endoplasmic reticulum targeting. Gene Ontology annotation, biological process: SRP-dependent cotranslational protein targeting to membrane. Lineage: Eukaryota; Metazoa; Chordata; Amphibia; Anura; Pipidae. Gene Ontology annotation, molecular function: endoplasmic reticulum signal sequence receptor activity; 7S RNA binding.
AGAUGGUUCUGUUGGAGAGUGAGCAGUUUCUCACAGAGCUUACACGUUUGUUCCAGAAAUGCCGGACAUCUGGGAGUGUUUAUAUUACACUAAAAAAAUAUGACGGUCGAACGAAGCCAGUUCCCCGGAAAGGCCAGUCUGAGAGCUUUGAACCAGCAGAUAACAAAUGCCUUCUGAGAGCGACGGAUGGAAAGAAGAAAAUCAGCACAGUGGUCAGCUCAAAAGAAGUCAACAAGUUCCAAAUGGCCUACUCCAACCUCCUCCGGGCGAAUAUGGAUGGACUGAAAAAGAAAGACAAGAAGAGUAAAAAUAAAAAGAGCAGUGCGGCUCAAUAAUGGACUUGAUUUAGUUGUUUUCCUUAUACCAGUCGGCCUCCUAAUACAAGAGAUGGGUGCAGUAAAGGAGCACAGACCCUGUCUACCUGCCACAUCACUGGCAAUAAACAAUAGAGCAUUACCUGCUGGGCUGGAUGGCUGCAAAUGGUUAAACUUUCAUUUACUGCAUCGCUGCUGCUGCUGAGAUGUUAUUUUGUCCAGAUGUAAAGGAGUUUUACUGGACAUAUUCUGUGUCCUGUCGGGGCAUUUACAGUUUGUUCAUUAAAGAGAACGCUACGUUUUUAUUGCUGCUUCUGUGAUGCCGGCUCACUUGUUUCAUGGUAAGCAUUUUAUAAUUCACUGCAGUAGCAUGUGAUUCAGCUCUAUAUCAUAUUAUCCAUUUGGUUUUCUUUACUUUACCAGUCUAAAAUAAACCGCAAGAGAAGAAAAUGAGCAAAAAGACACAAGUGUAAAAGUUUUUAUUUUAAGUUACCCAUACCUACAGGUAUAGGACUUGUUAUCCGGAAUGCUCGGGACCUGGGGUUUUCCGGAUAACACAUCUUUCCGUAAUUUGGAUCUUCAUACCUUGUCAAUUAGAAAAUCAUGUAAACAUUAAAGGGAUACUGUCAUGGGAAAACAUGUUUUUUUUUUCAAAACGCAUCAGUUAAUAGUGCUACUCCAGCAGAAUUCUGCACUGAAAUCAGUUUCUCAAAAGAGCAAACAGAUUUUUUUAUAUUUAAUUUUGAAAUCUGACAUGGAGCUAGACAUAUUUUUAGUUUCCCAGCUGCUCCCACUCACAUGCUCAGUGGGCUCUGAGCAGCUGUUGAGAAGCUAAGCUUAGGGGUCGUCAUUAAUUAUCCAGCAGAAAAUGAGGUUGGUCUGUAAUAUAAGCUGAUGCUACAGGGCUGAUUAUUAAAUUCUGAUGCUAAUUGCA